This is a messenger RNA of Chrysochloris asiatica (Cape golden mole), 2322 nucleotides long. It is a transcript of the gene PHF1, whose product is annotated as PHD finger protein 1. The transcript has 15 exons. Gene Ontology annotation, cellular component: nucleus. Lineage: Eukaryota; Metazoa; Chordata; Mammalia; Afrosoricida; Chrysochloridae. The record is from RefSeq and is a predicted model, not a curated record. Gene Ontology annotation, molecular function: chromatin binding; DNA binding. The coding region runs from base 235 to 1944 and encodes 569 amino acids. Gene Ontology annotation, biological process: chromatin organization; regulation of DNA-templated transcription.
CUCCCUCCCCCCGCCGUCUCCUCCUGCUGCCGCCGCUGCUUUGGCUGCUGCGUCAUACGCCCCAGAGCCGCCGGGACGGAGGGGUUGGGCCUGGGGACCCCCUGGCCUUUGCCUGCACGCCUUCCGACGCCUGGACGUGCACUCCCCGCGCUCGGGGGGCUCGCCUAGAUUUCCCACAGCUGCUCCUGCCAGGCUCCCAGCGGCCCCAGCUGUCACCGGCCCCCCCAGGAUGCAAUGGCGCAGCCCCCCCGGCUGAGCCGCACUGGUGCCCCCUCACUUUGGGACCCGGCUUCUCCAGCUCCCACCUCGGGUCCUAGGCCCCGACUUUGGGAGGGUCAGGAUGUGCUGGCCAGAUGGACCGAUGGGUUGCUAUAUUUGGGGACCAUCAAGAAGGUGGACAGUGCUCGGGAAGUUUGCCUGGUCCAGUUUGAGGAUGAUUCCCAGUUUCUGGUUCUAUGGAAAGACAUUAGCCCUGCUGCCCUCCCCGGGGAGGAACUCCUCUGUUGUGUCUGUCGCUCUGAGGCUGUGGUUCCUGGGAACAGGCUGGUUAGCUGUGAGAAGUGUCGCCACGCUUAUCAUCAGGACUGUCACGUUCCGAGGGCCCCAGCCCCUGGAGAGGGAGAGGGCUCAUCUCCCUGGGUCUGCCGCCAGUGUGUCUUUGCCAUCGCCACCAAGAGAGGGGGUGCCCUGAAGAAGGGGCCUUAUGCCCGGGCCAUGCUGAGCAUGAAGCUUUCUCUGCCGUAUGGACUAAAGGGGCUGGACUGGGAUGCUGGACAUCUGAGCAACCGGCAACAGAGCUACUGUUACUGUGGGGGUCCUGGGGAGUGGAAUCUGAAAAUGCUGCAGUGCCGGAGCUGCCUGCAGUGGUUUCAUGAGGCCUGUACCCAGUGUCUGAGCAAGCCCCUCCUCUAUGGGGACAGGUUCUACGAGUUCGAAUGCUGUGUGUGUCGGGGGGGCCCUGAGAAGGUCCAGAGGCUACAGCUUCGCUGGGUGGAUGUGGCCCAUCUUGUCCUGUAUCACCUCAGUGUUUGCUGUAAGAAGAAAUACUUUGAUUUUGAUCGUGAGAUCCUCCCCUUCACGUCUGAGAAUUGGGACAGCUUGCUCCUGGGGGAGCUGUCAGACACCCCCAAGGGAGAACGUUCUUCCAAGCUCCUCUCUGCUCUCAACAGUCACAAGGAUCGUUUUAUUUCAGGAAGGGAGAUUAAGAAGAGAAAAUGCUUGUUUGGUCUCCAUGCUCGGACCCCUCCCCCUGUGGAGCCCACUGGAGAUGGAGCCCCCACCAGCUUCCCUUCAGGGCAGGGCCCUGGGGGAGGGGUCUCACGUCCCCUGGGGAAGCGCCGGAGGCAGGAGCCAGAGCCCCUGAGGCCAAGGCAGAGGGGAAAAGUGGAGAAGUUGGGGCCACCCUCGGCAGUGCGCAACCACCUCAAAUCCCAGGAGAAGAGGGAGCGGGCUCGUCUGCAGAGGGCGCUGCAGGCCUCAGUGUCUCCACCACCCCCCAGCCCUAACCAGAACUACCAGGGCAGCAGCGGCUACAACUUCCGGCCCACAGACGCCCGCUGCCUGCCCAGCAGCCCCAUCCGGAUGUUUGCUUCCUUUCAUCCCUCUGCCAGCACCGCAGGGACCUCUGGGGAUGGAGAACCCCCAGACAGGUCACCCCUGGAACUUCACAUCGGUUUCCCCACAGACACCCCUAAAAGUGCACCCCACUCGAUGACUGCCUCAUCCUCCUCAACCCCAACCCCCUCCCCAGGUGUUUCUAGACGCUCAACAACCCCUUCUUCUCUCUGCCGUAGUUUAUCUCCUGGGAGUGGGGGAGGAGCCCGUGGUGGGGUUGGCACUGGCUACCUAUCCCGAGGGGACCCUGUCCGGGUCCUUGCUAGGAGAGUACGGCCUGAUGGCUCUGUGCAGUACCUGGUUGAGUGGGGAGGAGGGGGCAUCUUCUGAACAGCCCUCCUCUGUCCACCUCCCCAUUCACACACACCGGCACUUUCAUACCCUGACCUCACCUGCAGCUGGGAUGUACCUAGGGAGGUAGGGGGGUAGGGGUAGUUCUCCCUACUGCCCAGGCUGGAAUCUGGGUAGGGGUGUGAGAAAGAGGCUGCUCUGCUCUCUCUUCUCUACCCCUUUCAUGAUUCCUGGACCCCCCUCCCUUUCCUUCUUCCCAUUUCUUUUGAUGUUAUUUUGUUACAGCUUUUUAAAUAUUUUUAAAAAUUAUUUAACCCCUGGGAGCAGAGGCUGAGGAGGGGGGAUGGAGGGAUGAUAAGGGAUCCUGGACUCUGUAUGAUUGAAAUAAAGAGAAAUAAACAAAUCUAGCAGCUCUGA